CGGUCGCAAAUGGAGUGGGCAAAGACUUCCUUUGGCCUAGAGCCUCGAUGGUGCUCCCAGCCCGACUUGAUUGCGAUGCAACAUCUCAUUCAGAAAUACCUUGCAGCGACGGGUGGCGGCGGGGUGGUAAGGGUCAAGUAUUUUGCCGAGGGCAUGUUCAAUAAGCUCUACACAGUUUCUUGGAGUCGGAGCAUAUUUUUGAUGCGUGUGUCAUUGCCUGUUUGCCCGAAGCUUAAGACGAUGAGCGAAGUCGCCACCCUACAGUUCGUUCGCCAAGAAACGCAGCUUCCUGUUCCCAGGGUCAUAGCAUUCGACCACUCGAGCCAAAACGAGCUUGGCUUCGAGUGGAUUCUGAUGGAAAAGAUGCCGGGAGUUCCUGUUCGGCAACAGUGGGGGAAAUUGACGAUGGAUGCGAAAGCAGAUCUCGUCAAAGCAAUUGCGAAAUUCCAGGCUCAUCUCUUCAAUCCGAAAAAUCGAUUCCAAGGAAUUGGCAACAUUUUCCAGUCGCCAACAAGUCCCAGCGAACCCAGUUUUGUUCUUGGCUCCAUGGUGUCUCCAGCGUUCUUCUGGGGAGAUCGUGCCAACCGACGGGUGAACAGCGGGCCGUUUCGGAGCAGCCACGACUGGUUAAAAUCCCGCCUCGAGUUGGUAGUGGAUGACCAGGAACGUAUACUAGCAGGAACAGAAGACGACGAUGAUACUGAUGUUUCUGAGCGUGCGAGAGCGGUAGCAAUGAGGCUCCUUGAGCUGCUCCCGACGGUGUUACCAGGGGAAGUCGAGACGGCUGAGGAAUCUGUCCUGUGGCAUGACGACCUGUCCCAGCAGAACAUUCUCGUCGCGGAGAACGGGUGCCUUGAUUCUAUAGUUGACUGGGAAUGCGUCUCUACUGUGCCUCUGUGGAAAGCCCGGGAAGAGCCAAUUCUACUCUGUGGCCCAUCACGGCCUGACAGAGCGUUACGAGAGGACUACGGAGAAGACGAUAUACAGAAAGGAGACGAAGAUUCACUCGACAAUGAGAGUAGUACCGAUACCUACUGGAUUCAUCUCCUUGGGUCCGAGCGCACCGUUCUCCGCAAAUUCUACUACCAAACUAUGGAAGAGCUACUCCCUGGUUUCAAUUCGCAACGGACAAGAGACGCUAUCUUGGUGGAUAUCGAUUACGCCGUCCAACAAUGCGACAAUGAACUAGCUCUUGAGACGAUCGAGUCUUGGCUGGAUGAUCGAAAUGAGGGCAGAUAUUGGAAUCUGAAAGAGGUGAUGAUGGGGUAA
Molecule: messenger RNA, 1269 nt
Organism: Fusarium vanettenii 77-13-4
Lineage: Eukaryota; Fungi; Ascomycota; Sordariomycetes; Hypocreales; Nectriaceae
Exons: 2
Source: RefSeq, a predicted model, not a curated record